Ornithorhynchus anatinus (platypus) is the source of this 4721-nucleotide messenger RNA. RefSeq names its product cholinergic receptor nicotinic alpha 7 subunit (gene CHRNA7). Gene Ontology annotation, molecular function: transmembrane signaling receptor activity; acetylcholine-gated monoatomic cation-selective channel activity; protein binding. Lineage: Eukaryota; Metazoa; Chordata; Mammalia; Monotremata; Ornithorhynchidae. The record is from RefSeq and is a predicted model, not a curated record. Gene Ontology annotation, biological process: chemical synaptic transmission; regulation of membrane potential; monoatomic ion transmembrane transport. Bases 237 to 1781 code for a protein of 514 amino acids. Gene Ontology annotation, cellular component: postsynaptic membrane; neuron projection; synapse. The transcript is spliced from 10 exons.
AGGGGUCCGGGCAGGGGGCCGUGGCCAAGGGAGCCUCGGGGUCCAGCCCAGUCCAGCCCGGAGACGGCCACAGCAGAGAGACAGACAGCAGAGACGGCAGAGAGACAGCAGAGAGGGGAGACGGCCGGGCCCCCCGGGGGGCGUCCCUUGGGCCCAAGUUUUCCCCUGGGCCGGGGGUCACCCGAGGGGUCACCCCAGGGGGGACCCCCUGCCCUCCCCGACACCCGCCCCCCGACAUGCGCCCCCCGGAGCGAGCUGUCUGGAUGCUGGUGGCCGCCUCCCUCCUGCACGCAUCUCUGCAGGGCGAGUUCCAGAGGAAGCUCUACCGGCAGUUGCUGAAAAACUACAACCCCCUGGAGAGGCCAGUGGCCAACGACUCCCAGCCUCUCACCGUCUACUUCACCCUCAGCCUCAUGCAGAUCAUGGAUGUGGAUGAGAAGAAUCAAGUUUUAACCACCAAUAUUUGGCUGCAAAUGUCCUGGACAGAUUACUAUCUGCAGUGGAACGUGUCCGAAUACCCCGGGGUCAGAAGUGUCCGCUUUCCUGAUGGCCAGAUCUGGAAGCCGGAUAUCCUGCUCUACAACAGCGCCGACGAGAGAUUCGAUGCCACAUUCCAUACCAACGUCCUGGUGAAUUCCUCGGGACACUGCCAGUACCUGCCCCCCGGCAUUUUCAAGAGCUCCUGCUACAUCGACGUGCGCUGGUUCCCCUUUGACGUGCAGCAGUGCAAACUCAAGUUUGGCUCCUGGACGUACGGCGGCUGGUCGCUGGAUCUGCAGAUGCAGGAAGCGGACGUGUCCGGCUACAUCUCCAACGGCGAGUGGGAUCUCGUAGGGGUUCCCGGCAAGAGAAACGAGAGGUUUUACGACUGCUGCAAGGAGCCGUACCCGGACGUGACCUUCACGGUGACGAUGAGGCGCAGGACACUCUAUUACGGCCUCAAUCUCCUCAUCCCCUGCGUGCUCAUCUCCGCUCUGGCCCUGCUGGUCUUCCUGCUGCCGGCAGACUCCGGGGAGAAAAUCUCACUGGGGAUCACCGUCCUGCUGUCUCUCACCGUCUUCAUGCUCCUCGUGGCCGAGAUCAUGCCCGCGACAUCCGACUCGGUGCCGCUGAUCGCGCAGUACUUUGCCAGCACCAUGAUCAUCGUCGGCCUGUCCGUGGUCGUGACGGUCAUCGUCCUACAGUACCACCACCAUGACCCCGACGGGGGCCGCAUGCCCAAGUGGACCAGAAUCAUCCUCCUGAACUGGUGUGCCUGGUUCCUGCGCAUGAAGCGUCCGGGGGAGGAGAAGGUGCGGGGUCCGGCCUGCCAGCCCAAGGCUCGCCGCUGCAGCCUGAGCAGCGUGGAGAUGACCGCCCUGGCCGGCCAGCCGUCCCUCGCUCCCACCGCCGCCCCCGCCGCCAACGGGAACAUGCUCUACAUCGGCUUCCGCGGGCUAGAUGGGGUCCACUGCUCGCCCACGCCGGACUCGGGGGUCAUCUGCGGCCGGCUGGCCUGCUCGCCGGCCGAGGAGGAGCGCCUGCUGGGUGGCGGCGGGGGCCGCCGCUCGCCCGACGGGGGCCCGGACUUGGCCAAGAUCCUGGAGGAGGUGCGCUACUUGGCCAACCGCUUCCGGGAACAGGACGAGGAGGCGGCCGUCUGCAGCGAGUGGAAGUUCGCGGCCUCCGUGGUGGACCGCCUGUGCCUCAUGGCCUUCUCCGUCUUCACCAUCAUCUGCACCAUUGGCAUCCUUAUGUCGGCUCCCAACUUCGUGGAGGCCGUGUCCAAGGAUUUUGCUUGAUCCCCUGCGGCUCGGGGAGCUCAGGGGUGCGCUUCGGGAUGUUCCCAUGCCCUACCUCCACCUCACCCAAGGAGGAUGGGUUUGGGCCCAGGGCCCUCUGGGUACAUGGCAGAGGCGGGGACGGGGAAUGGGAGACCCCCUUCUUCCUGCCAAGCGGCCCAUCGUGGUGGUCUCCAUCCCCUUUUCGCAGCACCUGGACACGGUCCGGACUUUCUGCACACCCUUCCUCAUGCUGCAGCCCCUGUUGGGUAGAGAACCCGAGCUCCUCCAGUGCUGCCCAAUGUCUGGGUACGAUCAACCACACCGGCUCCUUCUCCCCAGGGGCCGGACGCCCUCCCCGCGCCCCUACUCACCCUGUAACAUCAACCCUGCCGCGUCCGGUCCGGGCCGGUCACAGGGCAGAGCAUGACGGGGCCUUCCGCCCGUGCCCAAGCUGCCACACGCAUGGUGUUCCGCAUCCCCUGGGCAAGGGGGAAGGACCGAUCCCACUUCUCGCCCACUGCUGAAGUGCAGGAUAGGGGGUGGUGAUCAGAGAACUAAGGUCCAGCCCCCGGGCGCCCCUCACGCUUCCCACUCCCCGGGGCCACACUGGACACUGGGCCUGGCGUCACGACCGUCUCCCGGGCCGAAGCCACUGCCAGUCAUAGUGACUUGGCCAACAGUCUGCCCCUAGCCCGCCCUGCCUUCAUUUCCCAGUCAGAGGCAGGAGAUGCUCCCGGUGGCAGUCCCUCUCUGUCUUUGGCGGGUCGUAGCUACAGCCAGGGUCUCCACCGUCACCGGGCUGGCUGGGACCAUCUAUUAUUAGUCCUGGCUACCCCUACUGGCUUGGGUCCUGCCCCGGGAGCCACGGCUACUCACGGACACACCCCCACUGGCAUUCUCUCCUCCAGCCCUCCAAGCUGCCCCCUUCCUCCAAUUGUGGCCAAUUGCCUUGUGGGCUGAAAAGACACCAGGUGAGGGUUAGUCAGUUAAUCAGUUGUAUUUAUUGAGCACUUACUGUGUGCAGAGCACUGUACUAAGUGCUUGGGAGAGUACAAUAUAACAGUAAACAGACACAUUCCCUGUAAACAAUGAGUUUACAGUCUAGAGUCGAUCAGCUGGCCAGCCAUCGAGUUUCCCACAGCGGCCGGUCUGAGGAACUGUAUCUGUGGCCUGUGCCACAAGGAGGACAGAGGCCGUGACUCGAGUCCCUCGGCCACAAGCGACUGCUCUUACGCCCCUUGGGCCCCAGGCAUUGCCCAGGUGCCUACCCCAGGCGGUGUGUCCACAGGUGCAGAGAGGUGGGAUGGUCACCGCCAGCUCUCCCUCUCCCACCAGGCUCAGGAGAGAGAACCCAGGGCUCUGACCACUGUCCAGGAUAUAUAUUGAGUGCUGAACUAAGCGUUUAGUAAAAAAUAAUGAGCAAGAGAUCUGUUUCCUGCCCUCAAACAGCUUCCCCUCUACAUUAAAGCCUGGGUCAUUAAGAGGGCCUGGAGGUUGGCCACCAGAGCUAGACUCCCAAUUACUUUUGGCCACAUUAAGCACCCCGGGGCCUUCUAAGAGCUUUGCAGUGUCCCCUCCUCACUGAUCUUGUGGCUGGCACCAGCUGCCCUGCAUCAGCAUCUGGUGACAGGGCUGUGCCAGAGCUGGGGGGCCACUGGAUUGGCUCUUGGCACAUCUGAGGGGCAUCCCAGGGUCAUUAGCAGAUUCUACCCACAGCCUAGACAACUGACCAUCCUGGCAUUUCGCCCUAAAUCCUUCUCGCCCGGGACCUGGAGACCCAACCUGAGGGUGUUGGGCCACCACAGGAAGGAGGGCUUAUUGUGUCUGCUGGAUCACAAGUAGGGCUAAUUGUGUCUGCUGAGUCACCGGCCUCGCCCAGGGGGUGGUGGAGGCAGGGCAGUGGGUGGCAAGCAGGACCUAAGCAGACCAGUCCCGCCCCUGGUGCUUCCCAGCACCAAGUGUAUGACAGGGCAGCAGUUCCCGUGCAUCCCAGCUGGUCAGAGGAGAGUGGAUGAGUCCCUCCUCGGUGGUGUGGUUUUGUCCACUUCCUGGGGUGCCCCUGAGACCCUUUCUCCUUAGCAGCAAUAGGAAGAAAGACAACGGGUCCUCCUGUCCCCUCUGCAUUUACCGCAGACUGGCCGGUCAACCUCGAGGGAGGGGAGCCUGGGUGCCGGCUGACCCGCCCCCACCACGUCUUUGCACUCACUCCUUCCCAGCAACGAGCGGGGGUGCCAAGCGGUCUCGCCUGGAUUUUUCUGUGACUCGACUCAAAGGAAAAAUCCCCUUUUUAAUGUUUGUGAAAAAUACUUCACCAAGUCGUAAAGCCCCCAGAUGAGCCCUAACCGCAUUUUUAAAAAGGGGAGGAUGUGGCUCCUAAGAGCACUAAAGAAAAUGGUAAAUUAUUUUGGGUGGGACCCCCCACCUUCACGGAAGGGUUUUUUGUUUUUUUUAAUUUUUGAAACGUCCCACCUGUUGCUUUGGGGCCUGGCUCAUCUCUCUCUCCACCCUCUGACUUUCCACUUUGUACUAACAUGAGUCACCAAGUGUCUGAAGGCUUGUCUUUCUGGAGGCUGGCUUGUGUUUCUGCUCAUUCGGAUUGUGGUGGGGCUAGCGUAGACCUGCAUCCAUGGAACUGUUCUACACACGGGAGGUUGUGUAUCACCAAAGGUUUUUAUUGAGCACCUGCCAGUUGCAGAGCGUCGUACUGGAUGCCUGCUGUGUACAGAGCCUGUACCGGAUGCCUGCUGUGUUCAGAGCCUGUAUAAGCACGUGGGAGAGUACACCAGAUGCAAGACAUGCUCUCUCCGUCUUUUGAGGCCUUUCAAUUGAAUGUGCAGAAUUAAAUAUUUUAAAUCAACGGUGCCUGGGCUGUGUGUCCCUAGGCAUGGCAUAGUGGAUUGAGCACGGAUCUGGGAGUCAGAAGGUCAUGCGUUCUAAUCUCGACUCCACCACUUCUCU